AUGGGUCCAAGUCAUCGGCAGCAUGACAAGGGGCUUAAGUGCCGGUGGUACGUGCUGAACGCAGCACACCAGGCCUCCCAGCGUCAAAAUCUCUCAGCCUGCACUGUCAAAAAGCCACUGAUGCACCACAAGAGACCUCUGGCGACCACUGAGCUGCACAAACACACUUCCCAUACCAUCACAGGACCUGGACGUGUUUCCAUGCACACAGAGUAUUUUUUAGGUCCAACAGUUGCACCGAGUGUUCCUGCAGUGGCUCCAGAGACUCCAGACUCACCACUCAAUGAUAACGGACACAAUGAAUCAAUAAACUUUGAUGUCGUUGAUGGUGCUUACAUGGAUUAUCUCGCUGAGAUGGAUGAGGGACCUAAAAACCUGCUUCGACUGGAUGGCCGUGGUGAUUAUGUCUCUCAAGAUUCAUGUCAAGGUUGUGCAGAAUGCCCACUUCCUCCUCUGUAUCGGUGCAAAGAUUGCUUUUCCACAGAGUUGUACUGUCAACGAUGCACUGUGGAGAAGCAUCAUGCAAAUCCAUUGCACAGAAUUGAGCGCUGGAAUGAUGGUUAUUUUGCCCAUACAACACUCAAAAUCCUUGGACUACGAGUCCAGCUUGGACAUCCCAGCGGGGAGUGUUGCUACAGCCCAUCCACAGCAUUUCAUGAUGACUUCAUAGUGCUCAAUAUCAGCAGUGUGCAUGAGAUCGCACUCGACUUCUGUGGAUGUGAAAUUGCUCAAUCUCCCGUUGUUCAGUUGUUGCGCACACGGUUGUACCCUUCUAUGACUGUUGAUCCCAAGAGUGCCGCUACCUUCCAUCUUCUACACCACUUUCACAUUCUCUCCUUCAAGUCCAAGGCAUCUGUCUUCGAAUAUUGGCAGACAUUGGCUCGUCUCACAGAUAACACAGGAGUAAGUCCUCCCAAGGAUCGUUGUGGUCAUGACCCUGCUGGUGUUUGCGCUGCCACACCAGGCGCCUGCACAGUGUUGUGUGCUGCAUGUCCCCAGCCAGGAAAGAACAUGCCGGAUGGCUGGGAAAAGGCCCUGCCUGAAGUUCGUUGGAAAUAUGCCCUUUUCCUGGCGAUUGACGCAAACUUUCGUUUGGCAAGGAAAAAUGUUUCCUCUGACAAACUCGACCCCAGUCUGAGUCAGGGGUGGUCAUACUUUGUUGAAGAACGCGGAUUUAAAUCGUUUCUGAAUGAAGCAGGAACACUCCCUCAAGAGAAAAGCACGUGCGCAAGUCAUAGUGCUGUGAAUCUUGCAGACACGAAAAAUGCACGAGGUUUGGCGACCACAGGUGUAGGUACAGUGGACUGCGCUCGUCACAAUCUCAAACGACCAUGUGCAGUUGGCGACCUUCAGAAGGGUGAAAGAUACAUUAAUAUGGACUAUCUGCUCUUCUCGACAUUGCAACAGACUCGCGACGUCAUGGUUCUCAACAUAUCAUAUGAUAUCACUUGUCAAUGGAGUAAGAACCUCUGGGACCACAUGUCAAGAUAUCCCUCUGCAAUUCAUUUUAACCACAGCAACAAGACCGUCAUAUUCCUCGUCCCCAAGUUUCACCUUCCUGCUCACAUUGCUGCUUGCCAAAUCACAUUCUCAUAUAACCUGGUGAAGGGUGUUGGUCGAACUGACGGCGAAGCUCCCGAGCGUGGUUGGGCCAACAUCAAUCCAGUGGCAACAAGCACACGCGAGAUGGGGCCAGGCUCAUGGAGGGACACCCUAGAUGAUCAUUUUGGGGAUUUCAAUUGGAAGAAGGUGACAAACUUCGGUAUCAGCCUUUUGCGCAAGAUAAAGUCAGCUAUCCCAGAACGUGAUCUCCACGUAUGCGAUUUCGACGAUUUCAAUCACACACUAUCACAGGAGCGACCAAACGAAGUCAAAACAUGGAAGUCGGCAGUUGAAAUAUGGGAAGAAGACAGAUCGCAGCCUAAUCCUUUCAAGAUAAAGAGCAAACUGAUGUCACAAGCUGCUGUGCGCCUCAGUCUCUCACAAAAAGAAGCCAGGGAUCUAGAAUGCGGGGUCAAUGUUUUCCUUCACUCCGAUAUCUCCCCAAGUAUAUUGAUUUCCUCUGGCAUAGACUAUGAGGAUCAACAAUGUUGUCUUCAGCGUGACCAUCACGCCCUCGGCGAUCAUGCCACCGACCUGCAGCUUGCGAAGUUCCAGGAACGCAGCAACACAUUGCAGCGCAAGAUUGCUCAAUGGUGUAAGAUCCAGCUACUGUACCUCCCCUCAGUGGCUUGUGUUCGAACCUCCGACAUCGAGUCUAGUAUAGAUUCUACCCAGGAGGAGAAACCCUAUGACAUUAAGCUGUGGUUGCCGUCACAGAUUAGGCGAGAGAUGCUGCUUCCAUGCAAUGAUAGUCUCUCCGAAUAUGAGUGGGACUUAUGGCGUGCCCAGGCCUUUGACGCCCUCGAUGAUCUCUGCCGGUACCUCCGACUUCGAACACAUCUAUAUAAGUUCAAGGAUGCUCAAAUUCGCGGUCAACGGGCAAAUACACGUGCAGGUGUUAUCAUCAAGAACGUCGAAAUUAAUGUAUCCAUGGCUGCUGAGCGCUAUCGCAGAGCCUGGAACGCAUUAAGCGCUCUCGCACCUUCCCUUGCCAGGAAUGCGUGGAUGACAGAGCUGCCAAAGUUAGAGGAAGGGGACACCCGAGGGAUGGGAGACAGUGCGUUUGGAGAGUCGAGCGGGAACCGCACCUUGUCAUGGAUAUGGAAAGCGCAAGGUGUAGCUACUGCAGGGGUGGAGGGUGAGGCAGUUCUCUCGGAAGCUUUGCGAGUUGAAUGGUGUAGAUCGAGGGCCCGUGCCAACCGGUGGGUUGAAGAAGUGGAACUCCUGCUCGAAGAGAUGUGGCGCGUCGGUGCUUUUCUUGCAUGGCAUGCUGCGUGGUGGGAAGAGCAAGCCACACGAAGGGUAGGCCUAGAUGAUGCUUCAUUGGAAGGCAUCCGAGGCUAUGCCAAAUGUCAAGCGGCCCUGCGCAGGUCUAUGAGAGAUAUAUUCCUCUCUUUGCGAGUCGCUCGUUGUGCAGACUAA
This is a messenger RNA of Suillus paluster, 3024 nucleotides long. RefSeq lists its product as uncharacterized. Lineage: Eukaryota; Fungi; Basidiomycota; Agaricomycetes; Boletales; Suillaceae. The transcript has 12 exons. The coding region runs from base 1 to 3024 and encodes 1007 amino acids. The record is from RefSeq and is a predicted model, not a curated record.